UUAUUUACAAAUGAUAAUGACAACAAGAAAGAAGCCAAAAUGGAAGAAGGAAAACAAGUACAAAAGAUAUUAACAAAACAAGAUGAGACAACAGAGGAAGAAGAACCCUCGUCUAUUGAAAUUGAUUUUACUCAAGCAUCGGAGAUUGAUAACGGAGGUAAUUACAUAAAAAUAUUAAUUUUGAAUUUAAUUCAAAAAAAUUUUUUUUUGAAUUCCUCGAAACUUUUUAAUUUUUCUAAAUUUUUGAAAAUUAUUUUUCAAAUUUUUUUGAUUAUUUAA
Molecule: messenger RNA, 279 nt
Organism: Meloidogyne enterolobii
Lineage: Eukaryota; Metazoa; Nematoda; Chromadorea; Rhabditida; Meloidogynidae
Source: the annotation of a GenBank genome assembly